Messenger RNA from Bursaphelenchus xylophilus (pine wood nematode), 1379 nucleotides. The record is from the annotation of a GenBank genome assembly. NCBI's taxonomy places the organism in Eukaryota, Metazoa, Nematoda, Chromadorea, Rhabditida, Aphelenchoididae.
AUGGAUGGCUUGGCAAUCUUACGUAAGUUGUUUUUUUUGUUUAAUGGAUUUGAAAGGUUGAUUAUUCAUUAUUUAUAUUUUCCAGUUUUGUCAUCCUGGCAGGAUAUUUUACUUGUAAAUCUUUGGAAAAAGAGGAAAAUCGGGAAAGUUAUUGGUUUCGACGGGCGAAACGACUACUUACGACUUACUAUUUAAUUCUAUUGAUGACAAUUCUAAUGGGCUAUGUGGUUGUUGACAGGAAAGACUAUAAGACUCUGUUGUUUCUGCCUAUGGGCACAAAUAAUUUCUCACUUGAUGGACCUUACAAACACUUCUACAACCUUGUUAUUAUGUCCAUAAUAAUUGCGCUAUGUCCAGUGAUCAAUACGAUAACCAAACACUUUAAUUCGAAGACUGUUGGACAUUCAACGGUUAAUAGAUUGCAACGUGCCAGUCCGGUGAAUUUGCAGCUCCUUUUGUUGGGACUUUUUGGCUUUUUAGCGGCCUUGGACUGGUCGUUCUCUUUAACAGGCUCGUUGUAUUGUGCCGUCAUUGCUUUGUACAUUGCCAACAAGGGAGAUUUUUACGUGCCAGCGCUGACUUGGCUCGGUGACAAUUCUCUGUCCAUUUACCUUGUGUUUUGGCCGUUGCUCAGGUAUUCUGAAUAUGCAAUGCAAUCAGACAGCUAUCACGUCCAAACUUUCCUAGGUAAGCAUAUUUUUGUUUAAUUUUAUUUGUGGCUUAUGUUGGCACAAAAGCGAUUGUAAGGUACCAGCCUGUCGGGAAAAUAAUGAGCACUUUGCAGUCGGCGGCAAAUCGGAUUGCCGCCGAGAAAAUUAAUUGUGUCGCGAGAAAAUCAACUUGUUUUUCGCAUCAACGACGCGAUCCGCGAAGCGAAAUUGCGCCCAUUAUUUUCCAGACAGACUGAUAAUUCAUCAAUUUGCUGUCCAUUUUCAGACAAAGCCCUGCUCUUCUUUGCCGCAAUCCAAGCCGGCAGUCUUCUUGAGGCGCUUUCAUCAACUCUCGCUAAAUGGAUAAAAUCUAAACGCCGACUGCUUAUAGUUGCAACACUUUUUCUGUCGGCCAUUGCGGGCCUACAAUCUGCCAUCUACACAAUUCUGCCGCAAGAGGAACCAAAAUUCGACGGAGCUCGAUUGGAUCAUACGAAUCCAUUGUUUAUUGAGUAUGCCGCAAGCUUGUACAAUCGCAGAGCCCAGCCUUUGAACAUGACCAAUCUUGAGUUGAAAUAUCUUCACAAUCAGAUGGAAAUUUAUGUGGAAACGGCGCUCGAGAACUGCAGAGGGCAUAAUGGGCAAAUGCCGUUGGUGGAAAGGAUGGACUACUUUUGCUCGGAAAAAGUAGGAAUCUUCGUCUGCACCAAUUGUCAGGUUUUGAAGUAA